Volvox carteri f. nagariensis is the source of this 930-nucleotide messenger RNA. RefSeq lists its product as uncharacterized. The record is from RefSeq and is a predicted model, not a curated record. Lineage: Eukaryota; Viridiplantae; Chlorophyta; Chlorophyceae; Chlamydomonadales; Volvocaceae. Gene Ontology annotation, cellular component: nucleus. Bases 1 to 930 code for a protein of 309 amino acids. The transcript is spliced from 4 exons.
AUGUCGACAUCACAGAAUCUCGCUCCAAAUGACUGGUUUGAGCAUCCGGAAUUGCUGCCGCCGCGCCCGCUGGGCCUCACGGAAACUAAGUACAUACGUCGUUUCGCAAUCGACCUUCACGGGGCUAAAUGUCAUGAUCAGUACGUUUUCCUAGCUCCAAACGGUCUGGCAGUCAUCGGCCUAGCGCCAUCUCACCCGCUAGUUGCAGCCCAUCGCUGCGAGACGGGCUACCAGCCAACGCACCUUCGCUACAUCCCACCAAACCUAGACCAUCUGAAAGCAGAAGAACUUGUUGCAGCCGCUCCGGACGACGACGGCCAGGAGGAUGCGGAGGCAGGCGCCUCCAGCCGCCUUGGCGGCGAGCCCGGUGCAUCCGGCGCGGGGCCUGGGUCAUCGGCAGCAGCAGACCGGGAUGGACCAGAGGACAGUGAAGCCCUGGAGGGGCCAGGCCGAAGCGAUGGCGGAGGCGGACCAGCAGCGGCAGCAGCAAACACACCCGGGGGCGGCCGGGGACCCCUCGAAAGACCCGACCGGCCGCCCGUGCCAGAAUACCCGCCCUUCCCCGCUUCGCAAUGCGCCCGCGUUAACUUCGAGGCAGGAGCUGCUCGACAGCAGAUUGGCACCAAGACCUCGGGCAAGAAGCGGCAUCGGGGGGUACAGAACCUCCGGGGCGGUGCCCUUCUGGCGGCAGUGGAGCGACGGGGAGGCGGGGCCAGCUUUCCUAUUUGGUUCGUCUUGAACAGCCAACUUCUGGAGGUGAACGAACGCCUGCUUAAAACGCCAGGCCUAUUGUACGACAGGCCUUGUCGGGAGGGCUACGUCGCCAUCCUGUCGCCCACUGCGGACGCACUCAAGUACUUUGAGAGCCGCUUGGUUUCGGAGGCGGAGUAUCUCCGUCUCCGGGGCCUUACGGCGGAAGACCUCCUGUGA